AUGCGCCUCCUCGCCCUCCUGCUCGUGCAACUGCACAUGCACACAUGCCUCGCGGCAACGCUCCGCGCGGGCAGAGACGUCGCCGCCAUCGAGGAGAGGACGACGGUAACAACAACGACGGUGGCACAUGUUCCUGGCGGCCGUAGGAAUGACAACAAUUACAACAAUUACAACGACGACGACGAUGACGACGACGACGACGACGACUACAGCGACGACAACGACAACGACGAUGAUAUAAGCUACAACCGCGCCCACAACGACACCAUGCUCGUACCGAGGGGCGAAACAUGGUUCCACUGCAGCGAGGGCCAGGACAUGUGCUGGCGCUCGGGCAUGACGCGCAACGUCUUCGGCUUUAUGGAGGACCACUACCGCGACCUGGUCUCGGAGAAGAAGUACCUGAACGGCGAGCGCCUGAUCUGCAUCCCGAUCGCGCUGGGCCCCACGGGCUUCUGCCUCUUCUGGGAGAGGCUCGAGAAGGGCGAGUAUCGCCUUGGCGAGACGGCCAAGAGGCUCCUCAAGAAGCUGCUCACGUGCGAGGACAAGAAGUGCGGGUACGUCGCCUUCACCGACAGCUCGGCCCGCCUCAAGAUAGACUACGUGGGGAACGUCCAUGGUUGUAAUGGAAUCUGCUAA
Molecule: messenger RNA, 639 nt
Organism: Purpureocillium takamizusanense
Lineage: Eukaryota; Fungi; Ascomycota; Sordariomycetes; Hypocreales; Ophiocordycipitaceae
Exons: 1
Coding region: 1-639 (212 amino acids)
Source: RefSeq, a predicted model, not a curated record